Gadus morhua (Atlantic cod) is the source of this 3160-nucleotide messenger RNA. It is a transcript of the gene chrna9a, whose product is annotated as cholinergic receptor, nicotinic, alpha 9a. The transcript is spliced from 7 exons. Gene Ontology annotation, biological process: monoatomic ion transmembrane transport. Lineage: Eukaryota; Metazoa; Chordata; Actinopteri; Gadiformes; Gadidae. Gene Ontology annotation, molecular function: acetylcholine-gated monoatomic cation-selective channel activity; transmembrane signaling receptor activity. The record is from RefSeq and is a predicted model, not a curated record. Bases 312 to 1988 code for a protein of 558 amino acids. Gene Ontology annotation, cellular component: postsynaptic membrane.
GUGUGUGUGUGUGUGUGUGUGUGUGUGUGUGUGUGUGUGUCCGAGUGAGCGAUAUCCCCAGGUCCUGUUCCACAGCAGCAAUCACACACAGGUACAGGCACAAAGAAGGAGUGCGUCUCCGAAUAACACCCAGUGAAGUGAUCCUUCAUACAGGAUGUUCUCAGAGCAGUGGGCCCGCCGGGGAGAAGACCCCCGACACAUGCAUUGAGGCGCCACUGUAGGGACUGCCUUUGAUAUCCGGGACCCGCGCUGCUGCAGAUGCACCUUUAUGUUGAAUUAUUCAUUAUCGGUUCUCUCGUGAUCGGUCAGCCAUGAGGAAGACCCAUGUACUGGUUUGGAUCAACCUGGUGGUGCAAGUGUGUCAGGGGGCCCAGGGCCGCUACGCCCAGAAGCUGCUCACCGACCUGAUGGAGGACUACUCCAACGCCCUGAGGCCGGUGGAGGACACGGACAAGACCCUGAACGUCACCCUGCAGAUCACCCUGUCCCAGAUCAAGGACAUGGAUGAGAGGAACCAGGUGCUGACCACGUACCUGUGGAUCAGACAGAUCUGGCAUGACGCCUACCUGAGUUGGGACAAGGACGACUACGACGGCCUGGAGGUCAUCCGGAUACCCAGCAACCUGGUGUGGAGACCCGACAUAGUGCUCUACAACAAGGCGGACGAGGACCCGGGCCAGGCCGACACCAACGUGGUGCUGCGCUACAACGGGGAGAUCACCUGGGACUCCCCGGCCAUCACCAAGAGCUCCUGCGUGGUGGACGUCUCCUACUUCCCCUUCGACUGGCAGCAGUGCAACCUAACCUUCGGCUCCUGGACCUACAACGGCAACCAGGUGGACAUCGACAUGGGCUCGGACAGCGGCGACCUGUCGGACUUCGUGGAGAACGUGGAGUGGGAGUGCCACGGCAUGCCGGCGGUCCGGAACGUCAUCAUGUACGGCUGCUGCUCGGACCCCUACCCGGACAUCACCUACACCCUGCUGCUGAAGCGUCGCUCCUCCUUCUACAUCUUCAACCUGCUGCUGCCCUGCUUCCUCAUCUCCUUCCUGGCGCCGCUGGGCUUCUACCUGCCCGCCGACUCCGGGGAGAAGGUGUCACUGGGCGUCACGGUGCUGCUGGCGCUCACCGUCUUCCAGCUCAUGGUGGCCGAGAGCAUGCCGCCGUCGGAGAGCGUGCCGUACAUCGGGAAGUACUACAUCGCCACCAUGACGAUGAUCACGGCCUCCACCUCACUCACCAUCUUCAUCAUGAACAUCCACUUCUGCGGCGCCGAGGCCAAGCCCGUCCCCUACUGGGCCAAGGUGGUCAUCAUCGACUACAUGUCCAAGAUCCUCUUCGUGUACGAGGUGGGCGAGAACUGCACCACGCCGGAGAGCGAGCGCACCUCGCCCUACACCGACGAGCCCAUGGCGGAGGAGCGCUACGGCGUCCGGGACGACGACAACGACGACGCGUACCGGCGGGGCAACGGCCACGGCGGCGCCGGCAGCCCCAAGAGGCAGCAGGACGGCCGCCCCGACGGCCACUGCCGCCAGGACCACCAGCACCACCAGCACCACCAGCAGCAGCACCACUACAACAACCACAACAACCACCACGCCGCCCGGGGCCGCGGCGAGGAGGGCGGAGGGCCCCCGAGGCGCUACCCCCAGAACCACCACAUCCGGAGGGACGAGCUGGACUACCAGAGGGACCAGCGCGGGACCCUGCAGUACCUCAACGGGGGGCUCAAGGAUCAGCUGUUCUACCCCCCCUCGGAGAAGCCCUACCCGGCAGCCUGCCCCUGCAGCUGCCCCUGCCCCCAGCACCUCAAGGUGGUGAAGAACAUCCAGUUCAUUGCAAACUGUUUCCGUGAGCAGCGGGCGACGUGCGCCAAGGGGGCGCAGUGGAAGAAGGUUGCCAAGGUGAUGGACCGAUUCUUCAUGUGGAUCUUCUUCAUCAUGGUGUUCCUCAUGAGCAUCCUCAUCUUUGCCAAGGCGACUUAAGGGCCAUGUCAUGAAAAAAAGUAUCUUCAUCAUCAGCAUCAUUAACUGGUUGAUGAGGAUCCGAGGUUCCGAAAGUAUCUUCAUCAUCAGCGUCAUUAACAGGUUGAUGAGGAUCCGAGGUUCCGAAAGUAUCUUCAUCAUCAGCGUCAUUAACAGGUUCAUGACGUUCCGAGGGUUCAAGACCCGAACAUGAACUGUGAUGUUCAGAAAUGUUGAAGAUGACAUUAUAAGCUUUAGUCGUUUUGUCUACAAAGUGUGUUUGGGAGUAUAUUUCCUGUGUGAUUCCUAUGUGGGUGGAAGAUCCUUUCCUUUCCAUUUGGCUGAACAUGUGAGGAGCCGUCGAACCAGUAAGAAGAUCUCGGCCUCUCCUCAAACAUGAAGACUUUAUUAUUGAUGACCUGACACCCAGUUAUAUAUACGUGUUACAUUACUUACAUUGCAUUUUAAGCAGCUACUUUUAGGAUUGCUACAAGGAUGGCAUGUUUAGAGCAGUUGAAAUAAGUUACAAUUAAAUCAGAAGGAGUCCACAAAAAAUAAAAAUUAUAAGAAUGCAAUAACAUACAAUAAAUUAUCCUACAAUGGUUGAAGCUCCUCCCACAUAUGUUUUUUUAUAUGCCUACAGGCUCUAGCCCCUCCCACAUACCGUUGUUUAUCACCCAAAGUGACUUUGGGUCCGCCCACAUAGGCUGUCUAUAACCCAGAGUGGCUCCGACUCCUCACACAUCUUCUUAUAACCCAUGAUGGCAAAGGCACAAAAAUUAAAUAUAUGGUUUAAACCACUGUAGGUCAGGGGGCAGUGGACGUCUGUACGUCACUGUCUAUCUAGAACAGGGGUGGGCAAACCUUUUGGCUCAUGGGCCACGUUAAUUUUUUAAAACUGACCAACAGUUGCGCAGUGUCUUUUAUAUAAGCUAAUGUUUAUAUAAGCUAACGUAAAACUCUGCUUUCUUGCCUUACCCAUUGGCCAAGUCUUCGUCAUUGAGUUUUACAUUUUUUGUUUUCUUGACAUACUAGUUUGUAUGCCAGUAGAUAACUGGUUUUCGUGAUGACGCCUUGAAUUGUGGAUUGACAUACAAAAAAUGUUUUGCUGAUUAACUUCCUGUCUUUCUCACUCAGUCAUAAAGCAUAAUGAUGCAAAAAUAAAUCGUACAAAUCAAUAUAUAUAUAUAUAU